Cooperia oncophora is the source of this 786-nucleotide messenger RNA. The record is from the annotation of a GenBank genome assembly. Lineage: Eukaryota; Metazoa; Nematoda; Chromadorea; Rhabditida; Trichostrongylidae.
AUGUCUGUCAAGUCGGGCCGUCGCAAGGAGGACUGGGUGCCUUUCGUGCUACUACUGCAGGCCUUUUUCCUCUACCUUCCGCGAUUGGUUUGGAAGCAGCUACAAUUCUUAACGAAAGUCGAUCUUCCAAGUGUUACGGUAGCAUUGCGUAAUGAAGCAAAAAAGAUGUCAGACCCUCUAAAUGUGGCUUCAAUCAUGAAACCGACGCGAAGAGGAGCGUGGGGCUACAAACUCACGCUUUCCCUGCUCUUCACAAAAAUGCUUUCGAUAACAGUAGUAAUUGGCCAACUACUUUUCAUUGGAUGGUUCUUGGGCGCCGGGUUUCUACACGGUCUACGGGUAGUCGUCGAUGCGUUGAAUGGUCGGCAGUGGCAGGAAAGCGGCAAUUUCCCAAGGGUGACAUUCUGCGAUCUAGAAGUUCGAGAACUUGGUGGAGCCGUGCACAGAUGGUCUCUGCAGUGUGUGCUCAUGAUCAACAUGUUCAACGAGAAGAUAUUUGUGUUCCUAUGGUGGUGGUUUUGCGUCCUGCUGUUCAUUUCCAUUCUGAACCUCUUCCGAUGGCUCAUUCGACUUUCAUUCGAUGCUCAGAGAUCUUUCAUCACCGCUGUUCUGGAAUCGGCUAUCAACGAUGAUUUUGAUGGGAGGGAAGUAAGCGACUUCUGCAAGAAAACACUGAAAACGGACGGUGUAACGAUUGUUCGACUCAUUGAAGAGAAUGCUACAAUAUAUCAGGCGGCUGAGUUCAUUGUACCGUUAUGGGAAGAAUAUGUUCAAAAAUCGAAAUGA